Messenger RNA from Nothobranchius furzeri (turquoise killifish), 1565 nucleotides. RefSeq names its product Yip1 interacting factor homolog A (S. cerevisiae) (gene yif1a). The record is from RefSeq and is a predicted model, not a curated record. NCBI's taxonomy places the organism in Eukaryota, Metazoa, Chordata, Actinopteri, Cyprinodontiformes, Nothobranchiidae. Gene Ontology annotation, biological process: endoplasmic reticulum to Golgi vesicle-mediated transport. Gene Ontology annotation, cellular component: COPII-coated ER to Golgi transport vesicle; Golgi membrane; endoplasmic reticulum membrane.
AUGUUGUGUGCCACGCAGGCAGGCUGACGUCAACCAAUCACAGUGAGGAGGGGGUGGGAUCAACCCUAGCAGUUAGCCACGUAGCUAGCCUCUAACGUUAGCUCUGCAGCUACAAUGGACUUGCCACAUCAGGGGUACCGAGCAACUAAGCCAAGAGCUCGAGCUGCUCCGCCCACUGGGGACUCUGUCCUGUUUGACGACACCAGCUCGGCAGCACCUGGGAUGAACAGCCAGGGCUUUUACGCACCUGGUUAUAACAUAGGAGGACCCUCAAAUGACAUGCAGGGAGGUGUGGCGGUUAACAACCUGUUCACCGACCCAAUGGCCAACGCUGCCAUGAUGUACGGCUCAUCUUUAGCCAACCAAGGAAAAGAUAUGGUAAACAAAGAGAUUAGCAGAUUCAUGUCUGUGAACAAGCUGAAGUACUUCUUUGCAGUGGAUACCAAAUAUGUGUUGAAGAAACUGAUGAUCCUCAUGUUCCCGUACACACAUCAGGAUUGGGAGGUCCGUUACCAUAGAGACACUCCACUGACUCCAAGACAGGAUGUAAAUGCACCUGAUCUUUACAUACCAACCAUGGCUUUCAUCACCUACAUUUUACUUGCUGGGAUGGCCCUUGGUAUUCAAAAAAGGUUCAGUCCCGAGGUCCUUGGACUUUGUGCAAGCACUGCCCUCGUGUGGAUCAUCAUCGAGGUUCUGGUCCUGUUGCUCAGCUUGUAUCUGCUGACAGUACACAGUGACCUAUCAACGUUUGAUCUCAUUGCCUACAGUGGAUACAAAUAUGUCGGAAUGAUCUUCACAGUGUUGUGUGGCUUACUUUUUGGCAGUGAUGGUUAUUAUGUGGCCCUUGCCUGGUCCUCCUGUGCCCUUAUGUUCUUCAUUGUUCGAUCUCUGAAGAUGAAGAUUCUUCCAUCUCUUUCCUCAGACUCAAUGGGAAUGGGAUCAAGUGCCAGGCCUCAGUUUCGACUUUAUAUCACCGUGGCAACCGCCGUCUUUCAGCCAAUCAUUAUUUACUGGUUAACUUCUCACUUGGUUAGGUGACUGUGAGGCAUUUAAGACCUCAAGAACUGGACACAUGUCCUCCAUUAUGAGUGUUUGAGUCCUUGUGCUAAUACUCUUCGUCAGUGAACUGAAGACAUUUGAAAUAAGUGUUGAGCUUUUCAGUUUAAAAUGUUUGCAAUGAAGAACAUGUGAAACAAAGUGUUCCUCUGUCUGCUGUGACUAACAUAAUAAUGGCAGAUGUUUUAUUUUUGUCCACAUAACUUUAAAUACUUUAUAAGGGCUUUCCUUGCCGGAUUUGUUUGCUUAAAACUUGUUCUGUGCAAAUGUUUUUUAAAGACUCUGAACCUGCUUUGCUUUCAAGUAUUUAAACCAUGUGUUACUGCAUGGAUGAAAAACACACAUUAAACUCCUAAUUUACCAUUUUUCCAGUAUUUCUACUCCAUUAUCUCCCUGUUUGUUUUUAAUUCAGAAUUUUAUUUAUCUACAGUUAAAGCAAGGGUGGUGACGUUUGGACUUGUAGGAAAAGAAUAAACCUUUAGCUUUGUGUAUAUAUUUGUGCAAAA